Molecule: messenger RNA, 3496 nt
Organism: Hordeum vulgare subsp. vulgare (domesticated barley)
Lineage: Eukaryota; Viridiplantae; Streptophyta; Magnoliopsida; Poales; Poaceae
Exons: 10
Coding region: 157-3201 (1014 amino acids)
Molecular function (GO): protein binding
Source: RefSeq, a predicted model, not a curated record
CUGAAAAAUGUGUGGGAGGUGUGAAGGUGCAACAACCAUCUACUAUGCAAAUACUAUAGUUUAUCGAGGUAUUAACAACGACGGGUGAGAAAGUUACAGACGGAAAGCAUUAUUGAAAAGGAAAGCAAACCACCAAGGCACUAUGCUAAUGGCUUUAUGGCCUUCAUCGAAUGGCAGUUGAUAGCUCACACCGAGAUACCAACAGUAAUACCUCCCCCUCCCUUGCAAUAUUUAUUUGCCCUGCGUACCUUGUAUGCUUCCAACUGCAGGACACACAAGUACAGAGGGGUCCUCCCCGGAGAAGCUCAUGAUACCUCCUCUUGCUUCGAUAAAAGGCUCAUGAUAUCUAGCUUCUCCGAGGAUCGCACAGGCACAGCUGUAGAGGGCUUCUCCGAGGACCGCAAGGAUAAGAUCUACAAGAUGGCCAUGGCUGGUCCAGCUUGCAGAUUUCUCUCGUGUUUUUUGUAUUUUGUAGCAUGUGUUCUCGUUAUGGAGUCUGCUUUGUCUGCGCAUUCAUGGCGCACUCCACAUCCCAACCCGAGGGGAGAAGCAGAGUUUAAGCAGAAGACAGAUAAGUUCUGGGAGUACCAGGAGCAGAGCAAUACCUGGGUGGAAAUAAGCAUGCCUUUCAAUCUGAUGUCCUGCAUCAACGGUACCUGCACAAAGGUAGGCUCAAUCAAGCAACCAGAAAGCAAACAUGGCCGUGCUUCCGUCCCUAGUCAAGAGAAGGAUACUGAUCCGGUCCUGCCCAUAAGGAAAAGAAUCUCCUUGGCAAGGAUGUCAGAGUCGUCCGUGUGGGUGAUAGGGCAAAGUGGAUCAAUCUAUGAGAGGUUCUGGAACGGGGUCAUGUGGGUGAUUGCUCCUCAUGAACUUCCAACAGCAGCUGGGUAUGCAACAGCAACUUUCAUUGUCAACACAACCAUCCUUGCUCUGUCCGAGGCUGGAAUCCUCUACCAGCUACAGCUAAAUGAACAUGCCCAGCCUAUCUGGACUGAGAUAACAUUCAGCUAUGAACAACAUUUCACAAACCUUGGAGAGAAGACACAAAGUCAAGCUACACACAUAAAAAAUGGGAUCGUAUCACAUAAUGGAAGGAAACUUUUCCUUUCUGCCACGAAUGGGUCCCUAAUUGAGGUCACAGAACUUCAGCCUCUAAGGUGGAAUUGCCAUGGGCGUCCUCCGGGAGCAGAUGUGUCAUAUAUAUCGGAUGCUGAAGAUGCAAGACCAGGGACCGUGUUCACAGUAAGUUCUACUGGAGACCUAUAUGAAUUUGAUAAGGAAACGAAGCCAUCAUGGAAAAAACAUAUAUGGAGUGAACAAACAACCCAAAAUGUCUCGCUGAGCUCAUCUGUCGGGUGUGUUUUGCAUGGUCUCUUAGGAUCUAAUUCAGUAUCACUCUUUCUGAUAACCAAGGACGGUCUUUUAGUGGAGCGGCGCUUGCAUAGAAGAAAGUGGAAGUGGGAUAAACAUGGAGCACCUAAGGGUCAAAGACUAAGUUCAAUUACAGAAGUUCAACAGGAUGAAUCUAAUGAUGCAACUUCAAUGUUUUUUACGACAACCACAGGAGAAGUAUUUGAGUAUCAAUUUCCAAAAUAUACAGGUGGGACUUCAAGCAACAAGAUUAGAGGACUAUGGGUAAAUCACAUGUCUCCUGACCAUGCAAAAGUAGCAAGAAGCGUUCGAGGCCUACAGAUUCAAGUUGGCAGAUUGAUAUUCCAGCUAGAUGAUGGUAGGCUUGGAGAGCUACAUUUACCUGGUAUGGGAGGUGAUCAUUUUGGUCCAAGUCAACAAAAUAGCAUAAGAAAGAAAAUGUCAAACAAGUAUGAGUGGUCUAUCUUAGAUACACCAGAAACAGAAGGUUGGAAUGCAGAAUAUUGCACUGAAGAGCAUGGCCCGACAAACUGUAUAACUGGAGCGAUGAAUGUAGCUGCAGACAUGGAACCAACCAACUUGAUCAAUGCCCCGCCUAGAAGGCGCAAAGCAGAAGAGAAGCAACAAUACCUACAUGUUCAUAGUCAUGAGAGUGAUGAAACUGAAUCAUACAACAUUCUAUCACGAAGCAUUUAUCUUAACUUCCAUAUGCGGGUGAUGCAUGCAGAUAGAUCACUUUUCCUCAUAACAGAUAAUGGAUUAACUUUGGAAUAUCUAAACAGCAAUAGUGUUUGGCUAUGGCUAAGACAUGAACACAUUACAGGCAUGAAGGGUGCACUAGGAAGCUAUAAUGGCAGCUUGUAUCUUGUCGAUCUUCAUGGAAACUUACAUAUUAGAGAAAGAAAUGGAGACGAACUCUUAUGGAUUAAUUGCACGGCAAUGAGGAAGGGAAGACAGGUUGCAAGUGGGCCUCCAUGGGAUGGCAUCCCUGGGUUAUCACGCAGAGUGACAACAGAUGAUGCACUUUUCUUUGUUAACAAGAGAGGCAGAUUGCUACAAUUCACGGUUGCAUUGCGUAAAUUCAAGUGGAAGGACUGCCACAGCCCUCCGGAUACCAAGGUUGCAUUCAUCGUGGAUCAGGAGGUUUUUAGAAGAAAUAUCAUCUUCGUGGUUGGCCGGAACGGUCGGAUGUACCAGUACAACAGAAUUACAGAGCUAUGGCACAGGCACUACCAAUCACCUCACCUCGUCCUGUCAAGAUCCCCUGGGACAGCGAUGAGGCCGUCCCCUCUCUCCCUCACAGGCUCCAUCUUCAUGAUUUCCGAGCACGGAGGCCUCGUGGAGUACCACUUCAGCCCGCAGGACGGGUGGGAGUGGAUAGAGCACGGGACGCCCCACCGGGACGUCACCCUCGUGGUCGCCCCAGGGCCGUGCUUCGACGGCACCCAGCUGUUCGUCAUCGGGUCCGACGGACACGUCUACCUGCGGCACCUGGACGAAUGGACGUGGAGGUGGACGAGCCACGGGCACCCGGCGGAACCGUCCAGCACGACGACGAACGUUGCGGACGGCAGCGAGCAGAGCUGCGCCACGCUGGGCGCCGCGGACGCGCACUACGCGAGCAGCUUCAGGGGGAGCUGCGACGAAAAGGUGGCGGCUGUGCGGCCGGUGCCCUUCUCCGAGGAUGCGGUGGUCUUCCAACUGCGCGACGGCCGGUUGGCGGAGCUGCGGCGAGCGGCGGAGGGUCGCGGCGGGUGGGAGUGGGCGCGGAUCAUCGGCACGCCCGCCAGCGCCUGCAUGACAAGCUACUGGACGGCCGUCGCCACGUAGCCAGCGGCGCCGGUGGGAAGGAAGCGGAAGCGCGGACCUGCAACUCUAUUUGAACGGCAUACGCGCAAGAUACGAGUUGAAUGCUGAAUUUAGUGGUGGCUAACGCAGGAGAAGGUUUUUUUUUUUGACAAGCUAGCCUUGUUAAAAAAAAGACGUCAGUACACAGCGGCGCCGUACCUGUGUUUUCUGAUGCGGCGGCCGCUACCUCCUCUGUAAAUUUCGUUUUAAACCAUACUUUUAUUAUAUAAAAAAAUCAAUGCUCCUAAUCUUGCAUGGAGAGCAUGAGCUUGCACUA